AUGGGAUUUACAUUCGGUUUUACUGAAGAUGAUUUCAGCGACGAUGAAACAUUGAAAAACAAAAAUAUCGAAUCAAAACAAUUGGAUUCAGUUUGUCCAUUAGAUAAUUUUCAAGUCCCAAGUAAUCACCAACCUAAAUUGGAAAGCCUAGAAGAGAUUCUUAGAUCAUUAGCAAAUUUGACUAUUUCAUUUACUACUUCAACUACAAUUCAAAACAACAUAGUUUAUCGAAGAGAACUAUUUGAUGUCAAACAUCAAUUGAUGACUGAAGAUAAUAUCGGGAAUGAUAAUGACGAAUUCCAGAUAUUAUUAGGAGACACUAAUGAAGACUUGAAAACAAACAUCUAUGAAGGAGGGUUGAAAAGUUGGGAAUGUGCUUUUGACGUAGUUGACAAACUAUCAAGUUUUGCAAACAUCAAUGAAUAUGACAAAAUUGUUGAAAUAGGCUGUGGAACUGCUUUGCCUUCUUGUUUCUUAUUGAAAAAAAUAAUUGAAGAUAAAAUUUCCAUGAAUGAUAAACCAGCUCAAAAAAAGUUAGACCUAAUAUUGUCAGAUUAUAAUUAUUCUGUUUUAAGAUUAGUUACAGUCCCCAAUUUGAUUUUAAGUUGGGCAUCAACAUUAUCUGUUGACAUUUUGAAAUCUUUACAAGAAAAUAGAGACCAAGAAAGAGAGCUACAAGCAAAUGAAAUAUUUUUAUCACAGAACUUACUUGAUACAUUUUAUGCCAACUUGAAAAGUAAUAACAUAACAUUGCACCUAGUAAGUGGAUCAUGGUGUAGAGAUUAUAUUGACAUAAUCAAUGGCGUCAAAACCAAACCUGAUGUCACUGACAAUAAAACAUUACUUAUUUCUUCAGAAACAAUUUACUCACCUACAAUGUUGCCCAUCAUAAGCGAGGUUAUUAUUGAAUUACAAAAUUGUGGAAAUCAAAAUAAUUUAGCGUUAGUUGCAGCAAAAGAUAUAUAUUUUGGUGUUGGUGGAAGUGUGGCUGAUUUUAUUAAUUACUUGGAAGGAAAGAUAAGAGAUGGAACAAAUAUCAAGUAUCGUAUUGAAAAAAUUGAUUAUAGUGGAUUAAAAAGAUCGAUGAUAGAGGUCAAUAGUACUUGA
Messenger RNA from Ascoidea rubescens DSM 1968, 1107 nucleotides. It is a transcript of the gene HPM1, whose product is annotated as protein-histidine N-methyltransferase. Gene Ontology annotation, molecular function: protein-L-histidine N-tele-methyltransferase activity. The coding region runs from base 1 to 1107 and encodes 368 amino acids. Lineage: Eukaryota; Fungi; Ascomycota; Saccharomycetes; Ascoideales; Ascoideaceae. Gene Ontology annotation, biological process: peptidyl-histidine methylation, to form tele-methylhistidine. The record is from RefSeq and is a predicted model, not a curated record. The transcript has a single exon.